AUGAAGACAUACAAGAUUGCCGUUGAUGGGCCUGCUGCGAGCGGAAAAAGCAGCACAUCCGACUUGGUUGCAAGGAAACUGGGGUUUUCCCAUCUGAUAUCUGGAAAUCUGUAUAGAGCUGUGACAUAUGGUCUGGUAAGGCGCUUUGGAGAGGUGCGUCCAGGAGACGAGGAACAGAAAAGAUUUGUUCUUGAGCUGAGUAUAGAGGUAAGGAACAACAGGGUAUUCCUAGACGGAGAGGACGUGUCGGAGAGCCUCCGUAAGGAGGUGGUCGACCGCCACGUUGUUUCUGUUGCAAGGGAGAAAUAUAUCCGGGAAAAAGUGUUUACAAUUCAGAGGUCGGUGAUAGACCUUGAGAAGAGGGGAAUAGUUGUGGAUGGAAGAGAUAUAGCCACCAGGAUAAUGCCAAAUGCAGAUCUGAAGGUGUUUCUUACAGCAAGCCCGGAGACGAGGGCCAGAAGAAGAUACAUGGAAGGCGGGUCUGAGUCCUACGAGGAACUGCUCGAGUCCAUAAAAAAAAGAGAUCACAACGAUAGAACAAGGGAGCAUGAUCCCCUUGUUGCCACCUGCGAUUCUAUUGUUAUCGAAAAUGACAGCAUGACAUUGGAGGAAACAGCCGACGAAAUCAUAAGGCUCUUCAGAAGAGUAGAGUCUUUUAAUUAA
This is a messenger RNA of Encephalitozoon cuniculi GB-M1, 663 nucleotides long. Its product is annotated as cytidylate kinase. Lineage: Eukaryota; Fungi; Microsporidia; Unikaryonidae. Gene Ontology annotation, cellular component: cytosol. Gene Ontology annotation, molecular function: ATP binding. The transcript has a single exon. The coding region runs from base 1 to 663 and encodes 220 amino acids. The record is from RefSeq and is marked provisional. Gene Ontology annotation, biological process: nucleobase-containing small molecule interconversion.